UCUUCCUGUGUAGAGUGAAUAUUUCCGGAAAUCUAUUGUCGAUGGACAGUAUUUAUACCGUUACCGACUUCAGAGAGUUGUAGAUUUGUUUUCACAUUUCGGUCCCUGUGUCCACCUCAAUCAGCAGGAAGAUGUCCCAGGCUCGAGUUACUGAUUUCUUUUCCCAGAGAAAGAAAGGUGUCGCCGGUCCGGUCAAACCAACCAAGCAGCGCAGGAGCGCUGUUGUCGGCCGUGGCUCAUCUGAGACCAGUACUAACGUUGCCAGUACGAGGUCAAGAUUCGCAAAAAACAAAGGUGGUUUCCUUUGCUCGUCCUCCGUCCAUGAAGAAUUUGUCAGAGUUAUUGACGAGGCAGUGGAGCUAAACGAGGGAGUUUGUUCUAUCGGUACCACCGCGAACGAUCCCACCAGUCCUCGGACACCAAAGCGGACCUCGGCCGAGACAGAGUUCGACCUCGGAGCCGCGGUGUUUUCAGCCACCGCCGACCAUAGCACGGCCAAAAAGAGACGGCAAGAGGAGGUCGUUACAGACGCUAAAGUUAAUGUUCCGGAGAAAGCAAGGACGAAGGCCAGGAAGAAACUGGUCCUACCUCAAAACAUACCGCAGGUUGCAGCCAAGUCCUUGUCCAGUGAGGUGACCCAGCAGCACUCAGCUCCGGCAGCCCCCGUUUCUGGACAGAAUGCUGAGAACCAUCAUCACUUUGAAACCAACAGCUCUCCACAGAGGGGUCAAGUCAACAGCAAGAUCACUGAAGGACAGGAAAGCAAGGCUCUGUGUAAAGAGGGCAUUGCAACCCUCAAGUCUCGCCUUCAGAGGAUCAAGAAGCAUGCAGAGGAAAUAUCCAGCGCUUCAGCGGCCACAUCCUCCUCUUCCUCGUCUCCAGUCUGUUCAGCUCCUCAUAAAACAACCCCACUUGUUCCCAAAACCGUCUCUGAUGCUAAGGCCCUCAAGUUCACUGUAGCGCAAGUCAAAGACCUUGCAGCCAAAGCUCAGCGGCGGAAGGAGGAGAGAGAGGCCAAGAGCAAGCUGAGUGAGACACAAACCCAGGACAGUACUGGGCAGCCAGCAUACCAGCAGUACCACACUCUAGCCCAGGUGGGCCCUCCAGGUCUGUCCCUGCCUUUCCAGUACAAGGUGCUGGCAGAGAUGUUCAGGAGUAUGGACACGGUGGUCGCCAUGCUACACAACCGCUGUGAGACCGCCACCUUCGCCAAGAUCAAACGUGGAGUUCAGGACAUGAUGCACAAGCGGUUUGAGGAGGGCCACGUUAGUCAGAUAAAGAUGGUGUUUCCCGAAGCCUACACAUUUCGACAGGAGAAGAAUGUCCCGACCUUCAACAGCAGCAUUAAGAAGGGCCGCUACCAGCUCACCGUGGAUCCAGUCCUUCUCUCUG
Molecule: messenger RNA, 1392 nt
Organism: Anarrhichthys ocellatus (wolf-eel)
Lineage: Eukaryota; Metazoa; Chordata; Actinopteri; Perciformes; Anarhichadidae
Product: DNA replication factor Cdt1-like
Exons: 5
Biological process (GO): regulation of DNA-templated DNA replication initiation; DNA replication preinitiation complex assembly; DNA replication checkpoint signaling
Cellular component (GO): nucleus
Molecular function (GO): DNA binding; DNA polymerase binding
Source: RefSeq, a predicted model, not a curated record